GUGCGGUGUGUGGUGUGUGUGUGUGUGCGGUGUGUGUGUGCGCGAAGGGAAGUGGGGACGACGUAAGGAGUUAAAGGAUUGGAAGCGGACUGGAGCAGCGGAUCGCUGUUUGCUGGUGUGUCGGUGUGCAGUUAUGGAUCAAAACCUGUAAGAGUUUCAAUAACAGGUGCAACAUGCUCACACAGGCCAGAUCCACUCCCCUGACUGCCCUGCAAUCCUGAGAGCCAACUGCUUCAUGGUGACUCUCGGCUUCAUCAUCCCGAGAGUUUCACUAUAACAGAAUACUGCUCCCCAAUAGGAUAACUCUAAUUAACCCCGAGAGCUUGGAUAUUUACCAUUGAUCCGCCUGACCCUGAAAUGCAGAGGACAGCUGCGGUGCGAUUGCUGGCUCAAGGGGUCCUGCAUGCGGGUUGCACCCCGGCCAGGCUCACUAUGACCGGGCUUCAGGUGCUGUUGGCUGCCGCUAUCCUCUCCAGUUGCUCUCAGUGUCUGGUACAAGCCAAUUCUUGGUGGUCCCUGGCUAUGAACCCUAUCCAAAGACCCGAGAUGUAUAUCAUUGGAGCCCAGCCUCUCUGCAGUCAAUUGACUGGCUUGUCCCAGGGCCAGAGGAAACUGUGUCAGUUGUACCAGGAUCAUAUGGUUUUCAUUGGAGAAGGGGCAAAAACCGGGAUCAAGGAAUGCCAAUACCAGUUCAGACAGAGGCGAUGGAACUGCAGUACAGUGGACAACACCUCCGUCUUUGGGAGGGUGAUGCAAAUAGGAAGCCGGGAAACUGCCUUUACAUACUCUAUAUCAGCAGCUGGUGUUGUGAAUGCCAUAAGCCGGGCUUGCCGUGAGGGGGAACUCUCAACCUGUGGAUGCAGCCGUGCUGCUAGACCUAAGGACCUGCCUCGCGAUUGGCUAUGGGGAGGCUGCGGGGACAAUGCUGAAUAUGGUUACAGAUUUGCCAAAGAAUUUGUGGAUGCCAGGGAGAGGGAGAAAAACUACCCAAAAGGCUCGUUGGAGCACUCUAGGACGCUGAUGAACUUGCAGAACAACGAAGCUGGCAGGAGGGCUGUGUACAAUCUGGCUGAUGUGGCUUGUAAGUGUCAUGGUGUUUCUGGCUCCUGCAGUCUGAAGACAUGUUGGCUUCAGCUUGCUGAUUUCAGGAAGGUGGGGGAUCUACUGAAAGAAAAGUAUGAUAGUGCUGCUGCCAUGAAAAUCAACCGCAAAGGAAAGUUGGAGCUGGUCAACAGUCGCUUCAACCCUCCUACAGCAGAUGAUCUGGUUUACAUUGACCAGAGCCCCGAUUACUGUGUGAAGAAUGAGACAACAGGUUCGCUGGGCACAACAGGCCGCCUCUGUAACAAGACAUCUGAGGGAAUGGAUGGCUGUAAGCUCAUGUGCUGUGGACGGGGCUAUGACCAAUUCAAGAAUACGCAAAUUGAGAGAUGCCAUUGUAAAUUUCACUGGUGCUGUUAUGUCAAAUGCAGAAAAUGCUCCAAAGUAGUUGAUCAGUUCGUCUGCAAAUAAAUUAUCAAUGAAAAAUCAACUUUUAAUGUAAAGGGUGCUUUGGAGAGUCACAAAAGCAACUGUUAAUAUGGUGAAUGUAUAAUGCGUGUGUUUGGAUUUCAGCAAAACACAGAAACUCAAGUUCACUUACCAAUAAAAACAAACAACUUUUUAAUCACUUUUUAAAAAUAUAUAUAAUUAACUGGACAUAGUUUUGGAACGCUGUCUUUAGUAUCUGUGGCUCUCCUCAAUGAUGUACAGCGUAUGACUGACAAGUGUAGCAUUAAUGAUAGAAUCUUGCCUGCUGACUAUUUAUUGAAGUUGAGGUCCCAAAAUAUUUUGCAUCUGACCUAAUUUGAUUUGGAGCUGAGGGUUACCUCCCUUUCCCACCACCACCCCUAUUUUAAGAACCUGAAAAUGUACUUUACACUUUGUAAAUAAGAAAACAGCCUAAUAAUACUAUGAACUGGACGCAAUUGAUAAAUUCCCCUAAAGAAGCUGCAAUGAAUUGACAUCAAUCCUUUUGAGUUGACUUUAUAACAAAUUAUUUUUGCUUUUCAUCAGAUGAACAGCUUAACAAAACAUAUGUUUUGAAUAAUAUUGACAUUACAACAUUUACUUUUCAAUUUAAUAACCUGCAAUAUUUUCCCAAAUCAAUAGCUAUUUUUUCCAAAGCGUCCAUAAACCUUCAAUUUACACUGUGCACAAAUGUGUAUAUAUACUUGUAGUUAUAAUAAUAUGUAAGGGUAAAAAAGGCUGAAUCUUAAUUAAAAUCUGACAUUGAAAUCUUGUCAUCUGAUAAAUACACCAGGUAUGUAUUUAAGAUUGAUUCAUCUUUUCGUUGCAGAACAAACAUGAACAAUUGUGGAGUAUACUUUAUAUUGGUAGUCUGGAAAUGUUUAAUCAGACUUGGAUCCAAUCAUAGCUGCAAAUUGUGAACAGAAAGCACACAGAUAUUUUAAAGACAUCAGGAAUUAAAGAAAGCAAGUGCCUCAUUUAUGGGUUAAAAAAUUAGCUGAAAUACUUACAAUCACCCAAGUUAACCUGAUACAGAACAAAACCGUCUUUUUACAUGUGUAUCUGUCAGCUUGUGUUAGUUGCAGAGAAAAAGACAUGAUUAACGGGUGAUCAAUUUUAUUUGAAUGGAUCUGGGUCCUUGUAUUGUAAAUAAGAACUUGUAUAUACCAGAUUCAGCCAGUGGGAUAUUUGUCACAUCAACAGCCCAGGCAUUUGUAUGUUAAUGCACUAUCUGCAAAGGAGCUGAUAUUGUUUGAAAGAAAAAAUGAGUGAAAGAAACGCUCAGUGUUUGUGGAAAUUAAUUAAAAAUAAUCUAUUUACAGUUUACAAUUGUUUACAUUGUAUUGGAAUGGUUAGGUACCGUACAUAUUUAAUAGUAAUCAUAACCAUCGAUGGCUACAAUUUAUUUCAAUGCAACACAUGGGUUAGUCAUUCUGUAACUGUCAAUUUGGAUCUACAGUAAAGAAUGUAGAUAUUAAUACAUUUUUAAUUAAAGCAGAUUUGGUAGCUUUAAAUUAUUUAACAUAUAGUCUAAUUAAGCAAUGACCUCUAUCUGAUGCAAUAUUAUUAAAAAGUAGCAUCCUUACCUCACUUAUCUACAACAACAUUUUUAAGUUUAUGGAAAAUUCUUUAUGUUCCUGCUUGUUUGCAUUAAGACAAAUGAUAAAACACAUUUGGCUGUUCUAGCAUUGUUAAUAUACUUGUAUAUGUAAAGUUGUAUUGUUGCUACUUUCUUAGUGUUCAUUACUCCA
Callorhinchus milii (elephant shark) is the source of this 3260-nucleotide messenger RNA. RefSeq names its product wingless-type MMTV integration site family, member 5b (gene wnt5b). NCBI's taxonomy places the organism in Eukaryota, Metazoa, Chordata, Chondrichthyes, Chimaeriformes, Callorhinchidae. Gene Ontology annotation, biological process: canonical Wnt signaling pathway; multicellular organism development; neuron differentiation. Bases 358 to 1512 code for a protein of 384 amino acids. Gene Ontology annotation, molecular function: cytokine activity; frizzled binding. The transcript is spliced from 5 exons. The record is from RefSeq and is a predicted model, not a curated record. Gene Ontology annotation, cellular component: extracellular region.